GGAAUCCUGCUGGAAAUUUGGGAAUCCCAGUCGGGAUUUGUGCAUCUGGGAAAGCUUUUCCUAGGGAAAAAAGAGGAUUUGGAGUUAGGAAUGGCUUUGGGGUUGUGCCGGGAAUUUUGGGUGGGAAACUUCCUGGAAUGUGGGUGGGGGGUGCCAGGGAUGGGUUUGGAAGUGGCUCCUAUAAAACUGAGGGGUCCCAGGGGUGAGAAAGUGGGAAUUUGGCGGGAUAAUCCCAGGUUUUGCUGUGAAAGAGGCUGGAAAUGUGGGGAAAAUUAGGGAUAAAUCCCAAAAAUCCUCUGGAAAUUGAGAGGGGAGGGUCGGGCUCGGGUUGCUGGAAUCCAUGGAAUUCAGCUGGGGCUGCUCCAGCCCCCAGGAAAUGCCUGAAAAAACUGGGAAUGGGCUUGGAAUGCAGCCCCUCCAUCUUUUGGGAAUUCAUUGUGGGAAUCUGAGAAAAAUGGACCCCAAAAUGCUCAGAAUCCAGAGUUUUCCUGGCUCUGGAUCCAGAGUUUUUCCGGCUCUGAAUCUAGGAUUUCCUGGCCCUGAAUCCAGGGAUUUCCAGGCCCUGAAUCCAAGACUUUCUCAGCCCUGAAUCCAGGGAUUUCCCAGCCCUGAAUCCAGGGAUUUCCAGGCCCUGAAUCCAAGACUUUCUCAGCCCUGAAUCCAGGGAUUUCCCAAGCACCACUGUUGGGAUUUUCUGGAGUUUUUGCUUCCCUGAGCAGCUCUGGAAUCCCAGAUUCUCCUGCCCCGGGAACAGAACGAGCCGGGAACGCGCCCUGGAUUUCACUGGGAUAAACAACCAAGGGAAUUGGAGUUCAUAGCAACCCCUGGAAUUCCCAAAAACCCCACUUUUCCCACAGAAUUCCCAUCCCAGGCAGCGCAGGGAGAGAAAACCAGGAAAACCCCAACAUCCCUGAGGAUUUCCCAUCCCAAACAAAGCAGGGAGAGGAAAAUUCCCACUUCCCCAAGGGGAGCUCAGAAAAACCUUGGGAACAAAACCAAAACCUGGGGCAUCUUUUAGCUGAAAAAAUUCCCGUGAAAUCGCUGAAAUUACACAAAAAAAUCCCAAUUUUUGCUCGGGGGGAGUUCCCAGGCGGAAUUCCCGGGGUUUUUUUUAAUUCCCGGUUAUUUUUCCCGGCGCAGCAGCCCGGGCAAGCGGAGAAGCUGGCCGGCACAAUGGGAAAAAAGCAGAACAAGAAAAAGGUGGAAGAGGUGCUGGAGGAGGAGGAGGAGGAGUACGUGGUGGAGAAGGUUCUGGACCGGCGCGUGGUCAAGGGCAAGGUGGAAUAUCUGCUGAAGUGGAAGGGAUUCUCCGAGGAGAGAAAAUCCUGGUUCCCAGCCCUGGGAUCAUCCCCACAUCCCUGCAAUUCCAUCCUGCUCCUCCCUGGAGGAGAGGAACGGCGCUCCGGGAAUUCACCCCUGGAAUUUCCUCCCUUUUCCCAGUCGGAGAAACCGCGAGGCUUCGCCCGAGGCUUCGAGCCGGAGCGAAUCAUCGGAGCCACGGAUUCCAGCGGGGAGCUGAUGUUCCUGAUGAAGUGGAAGAACUCGGACGAGGCCGACCUGGUGCCGGCCAAGGAGGCCAACAUCAAGUGUCCGCAGGUGGUGAUCUCGUUCUACGAGGAGCGCCUGACGUGGCACUCGUACCCCUCGGAGGACGAUGACAAGAAGGAGGACAAGAACUAAUCCCGGCCGCCUUCCGGGUGUUGGUUUUUUUUUUUUUUGGGAAGACGAUCCGAACUUUUUUGUGGGGUUGUGAGCAAAGGAGGGGGUUUGGAGGUGCCCUUGGAAGAGCCCCCCCAGCCCCAGCCCGCUUUCUGUGCUUCUCUGCUCCCUGCCGUGUCCAGAUUCCAAGCAGAAUCCCAUGGAAUUCCCGAUUCCCAGCAGAAUCCCAUGGAAUUCCCGAUUCCCAGCAGAACCCCGUGGAAUUGCAGAUUCCAUCGGGGAGAGAAUGGGGUGAGGGUGGGAGGGAGGGAGAAUCGAGGGGGAUACGGAAACUUUGGGAUCGGGUGGGAAUUGGGGGCUGGGGAGGGGUCUCAAAGCCCCUUCCGUGAAGGACUCGCCGGGAUGGCCGGGCUGGGGAUCGGGAUCGGGAUUGGGAUUGGGAUUGGGAAUGCAGAUGGAUCCUGCUUCCCUUCCAAAGCCCAUCCCAGCAGCCCCCAGCCCCGUUCCCAAUAGUGUUAACUCCAUUUUUAAGGCGUAGCAUGUCUGUAGGUCUUUUGAUUUGGAA
Parus major (Great Tit) is the source of this 2224-nucleotide messenger RNA. RefSeq names its product chromobox protein homolog 1. Gene Ontology annotation, biological process: negative regulation of transcription by RNA polymerase II; chromatin organization. Gene Ontology annotation, cellular component: pericentric heterochromatin; nucleus. The record is from RefSeq and is a predicted model, not a curated record. Lineage: Eukaryota; Metazoa; Chordata; Aves; Passeriformes; Paridae. The transcript is spliced from 4 exons. The coding region runs from base 1174 to 1680 and encodes 168 amino acids. Gene Ontology annotation, molecular function: chromatin binding.